Messenger RNA from Xyrauchen texanus (razorback sucker), 724 nucleotides. RefSeq names its product transcriptional and immune response regulator-like. Bases 116 to 409 code for a protein of 97 amino acids. Gene Ontology annotation, biological process: endothelial cell activation involved in immune response; negative regulation of Notch signaling pathway. NCBI's taxonomy places the organism in Eukaryota, Metazoa, Chordata, Actinopteri, Cypriniformes, Catostomidae. Gene Ontology annotation, molecular function: Notch binding; nucleic acid binding. Gene Ontology annotation, cellular component: cytosol; nucleus. The transcript has a single exon. The record is from RefSeq and is a predicted model, not a curated record.
ACAGAGACAACCCCCUAUAAUACCGGCUGCUAUCUCCAAUGCUGCAGUCAGAGAUUUCCAACAGCAGACCUCUAACAGACACAGGACGUCUCAAAAACCGUAUCCUUCUACAACCAUGUCUGCCUACUCGACCUCAAACUCUCGUCCCGCCAUGAGCGUCGUCAAGUUCGACACGGCGCACCGCAAGAAAGCGUUGGCGAACAUCUUUGAGAACAUCAACCAGGACGUUCUGGUGAAACUCUUUGAGAAAGCAGGAGACCUGAAGGCGGUGGAGAGAGCCAAGAGCAUCUUCGCGCUCUACCAGGAUCCUGAGGACGUGUCCAAAGCGCUCAUUGCUCUUCAACAGGACAAGAAAGACAGAUUUAUGCUUAUUACUGGACUUUCGCGCCAGUCGUUCAAGUUUCGUUGAAGAUUGUUUGGAAGUUGUGCCGAUGUUUGCACAGAUCCGGACCAUAAUCACGUGUGAUAUUGGGAUGUGCUACCCAACGCUGGACUCUGGUGUAGCCUACCUCAAAGGAAUUUUAUGCUGAACUUGUGCUGGUUUGCUAGUCGAACCAUGUCAUAUUAUGAACAUCAGAGAUAGACGACUGAUCUGCGGCUGUAGAAGUGCUGAUGCUCCCAGAGAACAUCUUAAUGUAGACUGAUGCAAUUGGUGCUACUGCAUAGAGACUAUGAAAAGAAUCAGCAUUGUCUGUUUUCCAUUGUUGACUUUAAAUAAACUGUU